AUGGAGGGAGGCGAGGAUCUCCACCACCAUCACCACCACCACCACCAUCAGAACAGCAAAAAGCCUCCGCCAAAGCGCACCUCAACCAAGGACCAACACACGAAGGUGGACGGGCGCGGGCGGCGCAUUCGAAUGCCGACCCUCUGCGCUACCCGCGUCUUCCAACUCAACCGCGAGUUGGGCCACAAGUCAGACGACAAAACCAUUGAGUGGCUCCUCCAGCAGGUGGAGCCUGCUAUGAUCGCCACCAUUGGCACCGACACCAUCCCCGCCAACUUCACCUCCCUGAACAUCUCUAUACGCAGUUCCGGCUCCUCCAUGUUCGUCCCCUCCCAGCUCCGACCCUCCUACUUCAACCCCAAUUUCUCCCUCCAACAACAUCAACGAAGAACCUUCUUCCCCGACAUAGCCUUUUCCUCUGACAAUACCAAUAACAACACAUCAACACUUCUCAAUUUCCAAUCCAACACCCUCAACACCACCAUGCUGCAACAGCAGGCCAAGCCGAAGCUUAGCGAUGGCGGCGUGCCAUCUUCCUUACAUUUCAGACACCAUUGUCUAAUUUAA
Molecule: messenger RNA, 567 nt
Organism: Glycine soja
Lineage: Eukaryota; Viridiplantae; Streptophyta; Magnoliopsida; Fabales; Fabaceae
Product: transcription factor TCP14-like
Exons: 1
Coding region: 1-567 (188 amino acids)
Cellular component (GO): nucleus
Molecular function (GO): DNA-binding transcription factor activity; sequence-specific DNA binding
Source: RefSeq, a predicted model, not a curated record